AUGUCCUCCCCACCUCGCUUCGCGCCCGGUUCGACCUCGCCCACUCAGUCAAGACCGCGUGCGACGCCCAGCAGACCGACACAAGGCCCUUUUGCGACCCCUGCACGUCCGGGCGCAAGCUCAGCGGCGCACCAGCCCGACCCUUCAACCUCGACAGCAGGCGCCGCCUCCCUCCUCACCUCUUCUCCGCACUACACGACUUCUCUGCGCUCUCGACACUCGCUCUACGGCACAGAAGACCGUGUCGUGCUCGAUCUCGGGUCGCGGAUAUGGAAGGUCGGGUUCAGCGGGGAGCCGCAGCCGCGUGAGUGCAGGAGCGUCGUGAGCGAGUUGGCGAAGGAGCGGGCUGGGCGAAGAGCGGGGUCGUCUACAGGUGCACGAGGGGAGUAUGACGAAGAGGACUGCUUCUGGACGCUCGAGAAGUCCGAGCCGAGCGAGGAUGAGUGGUUGAUUCGCGAGGAGAGGGUGAAGCGACUACUGCGUGAGAUCUGGUUUGAAAACCUCAUAAUUGAUCCAAAGACCCGCAAAGUCAUCGUCGUGGAGAGCCCGCUGCUGUCGACGCGCGUGAAGGAGAUGAUUGCGCGGGUGCUCUUCGACAAUCUGCAGAUACCUUCGCUCAGCUUCGCCUCCGCUCCCUUGCUCGCCUUGAUAGCUGCCGGCACCAUGACCGGUCUAGUGGUCGACGUCGGAAACCUCGAGACGACUGUUCUUCCGGUUUUCCACGCCCGUCCGCUCUUCCCCUCGCUCACCACGACUCCUCGCGCGGGCUCUCGCCUGAACCGCCGCCUCUGCUCUCUCCUCCUCGCAUUCGGUUCCUACGCCCCUCCUCCCUCCUCGCUCAACUCGAUGACGCCUCCGACUAUCGGACGGAUACCGAAAGAGCUCCUGACGGAGGAACUCGUCGAGGAGAUCAAGACGCGGCUAUGUUUCGUCGGCGAGGAGGUUCCGCUUGGGGCGAGUCGGGGCGAGCGCGAAGCGUCGACACUGAGCGGAUCGGUGAUGAGCGUCGACACGGCAUCCUCCGCGCGAGACGACUUUGACGACCCAUCCGACCCGGACUCACCGCUACUGAAGGACCUCUACUCGCGCUUCGCCUCCUCGUCGACCGCCAAACCCGUCUCCUUCCGGGUACCUGACUUGUCUCAGCCGUCAACCGCGAACGGGACAGGCCGAGGGUGGAUCCAGGUGCCGGGCUGGAUCAGGGAGCGCGCCACCGAGGUCUUGUGGGAGGCGGAUGGUGACGAAGACGAGCGCGGGCUUGCCGCCGUCGUGCUCGAUUGCUUACUGAAGCUUCCCCUCGAUCUUCGAAAACCGAUGGCCUCCUCCAUCCUCCUCACGGGUGGCACAGCCAUGCUCCCCGGCUUCUUCUCACGUUUCAAAGCCGCUCUGCUCGCCCAGCUCGACUGCUCCCAUCCUCCCUCACCUCCGCCUUCUCCGCCCCUGCCAGCAGCAUCCGUCGAACCUCCGUCUUCCGACACUGCCGAAGCCAUGUCGACAGACACGGCGGCUUCACCUGCACCCUCCCGCUCGAGCGAAGCGAAUGCAAAGCGGCGGCGAAAGCAUGCCCUCGCCACUCGCUUGCACAACCUGCGGCAUUCGCCUCGAUACGCCCCGCUUGUCCCACUCGCUCGACACCUCGCCAUCUUGAACCACCUAUCUCCGAACUCCUCGGCAUCGUCGACGGCGCCCUCGUCGACCCUCGCACGGCAGCGCGAAGGAUCGGCUCCGUCUUUCUCGCCCGCCUUGCAAAGCUGGAUCGGAGGUAGUCUCGCAGGAGCGCUCAAGACGGGCGGGCCUGAGAUUGCGAGGGAGCAGUGGGAUGCGGGACUGCGACUUGCAGAGGCAGAAGAGGCGGAGGAAGAGGAAGGUGAGGAGUUCGAGGAGCGCGAAGUGAUCCGGCCGGCUCUGCCUGACUGGACGAGGAUCGCGUAG
Molecule: messenger RNA, 1932 nt
Organism: Rhodotorula toruloides NP11
Lineage: Eukaryota; Fungi; Basidiomycota; Microbotryomycetes; Sporidiobolales; Sporidiobolaceae
Product: fungal specific actin related protein
Exons: 5
Coding region: 1-1932 (643 amino acids)
Biological process (GO): microtubule-based movement
Source: RefSeq, a predicted model, not a curated record